UAUUAUUAUUUGAAGUAACACUACCGAUGCUAGUAUUGUUGUUGUAUCUUACAUAACAAAUCCAUCGAAGCAACAAAUUAACCACCGUUCUCUCCGCCGUACCAUGUCGGAAGCACCGUCUCAACCACCACUCCCCGCCACCGACUCUCCACCUCCAUACUGGUGUUACCACUGCGACAAACGCGUCUCCGUCGAAACUGUCGCAAAUCUCCCCGACGUCAUCUGCGGCGAGUGCAAAAACGGCUUCGUCGAAUCCAUCUCUACACCUUCUCGUUCUCGUUCUCCUUCCUCUUCCUCUGAUGACCCUAACUUUGGUUCUCAGUUCCUCCAGGUUCUUCGCUUAAUCGCUCAAUCGUCGCGUGAUGACGACGCGUCUCCACCCCCUCCUCCAACUCGUUCCCCUGAGAACGAUUUCCUCAGAAUCGAACUCGGUGGUUGGGACCACAACGACGAAGAAAACGACGACGACGAGUUUCACAACAACGACGGCGAAGAUCACGAAGGUACCGUCGAGGAACAGGAAGAUCGAUCCGGAAACGACGAUUCGCACUGGGAUGAAGAAGAUAUGAGGCGAAGGAGACGCGAUCUGUUGCGUCUUCGAAUUAGGGAUUUAGCGACCCGAACCCGAAGCAUGCAGAAUCGGAUCUUGGAUUGGGCCGAGAUUCUAAUGGGCCUGGAAGACAAUUCAAUUGAGUUUCGUCUUCAGGCACCGGAAUCGGACCGGUACGUCGGAAAUCCAGAGGAUUAUGUUGAUGCGGCGGAGUAUGAGGCGUUGUUGCAGACGCUGGCGGAGAGUGAUGGAAGUGGAAGGGGAGGAGCUCCGCCGGCGUCAAAGUCGGCUGUGGAAGCGUUGCCGACUGUGAAGAUCGUGUCGGAGAGUGAGGUUGUUGGUUGUGCUGUGUGUAAGGAUAUGAUUGGUGUUGGAGAAAUGGCGAAGAGAUUGCCGUGUGGACAUGAGUAUCAUGGUGAUUGUAUUGUUCCAUGGUUGAGUAGUAGAAAUUCUUGCCCUGUUUGCAGGUUUGAGCUUCCAACGGAUGAUAAGGAGUAUGAAGAAGAGAGAGCUUCGUGUUCGGGUUCUGGUCGUGGUGGUGGUGGUGGUGGAGCAGGAGCUUCCACCACCAUGUGAUGUGAGUAUGUUUCUCUUCUGUGAUGAUAUCUGUGUAAUCAUUGUAAUAUACUCCAUGCUAUGUUAUUUUCUGCACUUUUAUUUUGUUAUUAGUGUAAUUUUAUCAAAGCUUGUUCAAUCAAUGUUAUUCAUUCGAAGCUUUUGCCUAGUUGGAUUCUUGGCUCUCAGAUGUUGAAAAAAACACUUGUAUAUAGCAUUUGGAUUAAUGUGAUCACAUUAUUCAUAUGUAAUUUGCUGUUUUUGUACCA
Messenger RNA from Cicer arietinum (chickpea), 1374 nucleotides. RefSeq names its product E3 ubiquitin-protein ligase CIP8. Gene Ontology annotation, molecular function: ubiquitin protein ligase activity. NCBI's taxonomy places the organism in Eukaryota, Viridiplantae, Streptophyta, Magnoliopsida, Fabales, Fabaceae. The record is from RefSeq and is a predicted model, not a curated record. Gene Ontology annotation, cellular component: cytoplasm. Gene Ontology annotation, biological process: protein ubiquitination.